Messenger RNA from Seminavis robusta, 1254 nucleotides. The record is from the annotation of a GenBank genome assembly. Lineage: Eukaryota; Bacillariophyta; Bacillariophyceae; Naviculales; Naviculaceae.
AUGAAUGCGAUUGCCGCAAAUCCUCAAGUAGCAGAUCCGCCAAAGUACGAUGUCAUUGCCGAUGUGCAGAGUUUUUCGAGCGCCAUAGAUUUCGUGGUUGGCAUCUCUUUGUGGUCGCCUGAUGGAAUCCCUGUUGAUGACGACGUCAAGUUGAAGCCCAUUAAAGAUUCUAUGCUGAUGAGCGUUCGCAUGAUGUACUGUGAGGAUUUCACGACGAACGUCUGCGUCAUAAAGGAUGACAUGCUCUUGACCUCCAAAGACGUCUUCGCGUCCCCAAAUGGAAAGCAGCAAGGUUCUGUGGCUUCAACGACAUUGAUGGUACCACGAAUUGGGGGUGUUCUUGGCGAAGGUGUGGACCCCUUAAUGUGGACUUCUUGGCGGAUCUCGUUUCAAGUGGUGCAGUUGGGUGUACAGUAUAUUCAAGAAUUGCUGCAGCAGCUCGAGGAGGGAUCUGAAAUCCCUGUCAGUGCCGAAACCAUACUGCAAUUGGUGCCUGAAAUGAUCAAGCAGAAGGUCACCAAGGAUAUCGAAAAGAGCAUUCGUGAAGGAACGUUUGAUGGUCUACUUCAUGGCAACUUGGGAAAUGAUGACAUUGUGAGCAGUGUAGUAGGAGAAGAAGCGGAAACCUUCCAGGCUUUGCUUGCUCUGCCUCCGCAACAAGCGCAGCAAGUUCAAAAAGAUGCGAACGAUGAAGAAAACGCCUCGACAAUCGAUUUAACGGAGGUCGCUAUUUACGUGGCCAUUGCUUGUGGAAUCAUAGCCAUGGCUGCUUGUGGCCUCGCCUACAUCUACACCACUCAAACCAGCAAAGCGGCCAUGGCUGAAAGCGGACUGGCUGCCGACCGUUCAAGAAGUCUCAAGGACCUUACAGACCUUAAUGUCGAUAGUUCAGAACCCAGCCAAGAAAACGAUACCAGCGACGAUGGCGUAGAUGAUGACACCACCACCCCAGGUCUUUAUCCACCUGCUACACAAAGCAUGGCUAGUCCUAGUGUGGAUACCGGUACCGAAAGUGACACUGAUGGCGAUCUUUCCACAGCAGUUGCUUCCUGGCAAGUCAAGCCAAGAAGAUUUGUGUUGCAAGAGCCCGAGGUGAAAUCCCAGGCAACGCCGAGGGAUGAAGACACAACCAGCUUCCCGACAAGUGGCUCUCUUGUUGCUGGAUCUGUCAUGGUGGGAUCUCUCGGAGCAGACUCUGUCGAAAGCAGCCUGGAUGGGUGGUCUGUCAACAGUUAUGACAUGACCUGGGCGUAA